AUGUCUGCAUCGCGAGCUCCUUUGGAUCCGAUGGCUCGUGGUGAAUACAUGAAACUGGACGAAAAGAGAGCCUUGCAACGCAGUGUACUGGACAGGGAUAGGGAGCAUGGCACCGGGAAAGAAGCCAAACCGUGGGAGAGACUCAAGAGGCUAGCGAAGACGCCAUACAAAAGAACAAAUCGUUACCUUCAGGUACCAGAUUCCAGACCAGCUCAAUCGGUCGUGCACUCUGCAGCAAGCCAUCCUCUCGAUACACCAUCACGUGUUACGGAGGACAGAACCAGGUCGACAACUGAAGACCAUCGCAAGGAGGAUGGCCGCAUAUUUAUCCACUUCACCCACAAUCAUCCAUGUAGAGAAGACGGAGAGGAUGAGGAUCUCCGCUGCCUGUGGAUUGAUUUCAGCGAUGAUGAAGCCGAUGGCCAAGUGAUCCGCACAUGA
Fusarium poae is the source of this 441-nucleotide messenger RNA. RefSeq lists its product as uncharacterized. The transcript has a single exon. Bases 1 to 441 code for a protein of 146 amino acids. NCBI's taxonomy places the organism in Eukaryota, Fungi, Ascomycota, Sordariomycetes, Hypocreales, Nectriaceae. The record is from RefSeq and is a predicted model, not a curated record.